Stereum hirsutum FP-91666 SS1 is the source of this 3436-nucleotide messenger RNA. RefSeq names its product aflatoxin-detoxifizyme. The transcript is spliced from 30 exons. Lineage: Eukaryota; Fungi; Basidiomycota; Agaricomycetes; Russulales; Stereaceae. Gene Ontology annotation, cellular component: cytoplasm. Gene Ontology annotation, molecular function: dipeptidyl-peptidase activity; metalloexopeptidase activity. Bases 75 to 2156 code for a protein of 693 amino acids. The record is from RefSeq and is a predicted model, not a curated record. Gene Ontology annotation, biological process: proteolysis.
AUCAACCUCGGUUUGUUCUUUCAUCGUCAAACCAACACCACCAUCACCGCCACUCCAUCAUAAGAAAAUUCAGCAUGUCGAAGAGCCUCGCCACCGAACGUUUCCUCGCUGAUCGUACCGCACCCUACUGUUCCCUCGAUAUCGCAAAGUCUUUCGCACAACUCAGCUCAAAGGAGAAGAAGUAUGCUCACUUUGUAGGUGAAGCGAGUUGGGCUGGCGCUCGGAUCAUUCAGGGGCAAUGGACACCGGAGGCCACGUCGCUCUAUGACCUCCUUGUCUUGACCUUCAGCGAGAAUGGAAAGUUGACCGAUUUGGAGGCUUUGAAAUCGAAAGCUGGUCUCUCUGACGAAGAUUUCGAGGCCAUUUUGCAGUAUACCAGCCAAGUAUUGAGUAACUUGGUGAACUACAAGUCUUUCGGGUUCACGAAGUUCGUUCCCCGCGUCCCACAAGAAAAGUUCGCCGUCGUGGUCGAGAAAUCCGCGAAUGCUUCGAACGCGGUCCCCCUCUGGCAGAAGCUGAAAGACCACAUCUACGCGCUGAGUCCGGAAGCAUCCCUAUUGAUCGGCAAACGUCAAGAAGGACAUGUCUCGAACUACUACCUCGGCGAACCUGUCACGGACGAAGAGGUCGCAGCCGUCCAAGCCGCCGCAGAAAAAAUAGGGGUCGACGUGCUGAACACACGCGUGCAGAAGAAGGGCCCGAAGGACUUCGUGCUCCUGGUGGCGUCUGCUGACCAGAAGGCGAGCUCGCAGCAUGCCUUGGAAAUUGCUGGGGGUUCGGCGACUCUCACCGUCCAGUACGGCGACUUUUCCGAUGCGCUGAACAAGGCAGCUGUGGCGUUGGGUGAGGCUAAGAAAUAUGCGGCCAACCCCACGCAGGUGGCCAUGCUGGAAGGUUACAUCAAAUCGUUCAAGACUGGGUCUAUUGAAGCUCACAAAGAAGCCUCGACGGAAUGGGUCAAGGACGUCGGUCCAGUCGUCGAGAGCUAUGUCGGAUUCAUCGAGACCUACGUUGAUCCUUGGGGUGCGCGAGCCGAGUGGGAAGGCUUCACCGCUAUCGUGAACAAGGCUCUGAGCGCAAAAUACGAAACGCUGGUCAAUGGCGCCCCGGAAUUGAUCAAGAAUCUUCCUUGGGGAAAGGACUAUGAGGUCGAUGUUUUCCGCAAACCUGAUUUUACGGCGUUGGAGGUCGUGACGUUUGCUACUGGAGGAAUACCCGCGGGCAUCAAUAUUCCUAACUAUUAUGAUGUCCGAGAGUCCACCGGGUUCAAGAACGUGUCGCUCGCCAAUAUCCUUGCAGCAAAGGCACCGAACGAGGAAGUGACCUUCAUACAUCCCGACGACCUUGAUCUCUACAACGCAUGGGACAGCAAGGCCUUCGAGGUUCAAGUAGCAAACCAUGAGCUUUUGGGCCACGGAUCCGGCAAGCUUUUCAAAGAGAGUGCAGAUGGGACGAAGAACUUUGACCCCAACACGGUUAACCCUCUCACUGGAAAGCCUAUUGCGUCGUGGUACAAGCCCGGUCAGACGCCCGACUCCGUCCUUGGUGAAGUAUCAUCGUCUAUGGAGGAAUGCCGUGCAGAAACCGUAGCACUCUUUCUGGUCAGCAACACCGACAUCCUCAAGAUCUUCGGUUACACCAGCCAGAAAGAUAUCGACGACAUCCAAUACAUCACAUUCUUGCUCAUGGCCCGUGCAGGUCUCCGAGCACUCGAGUUCUACGAUCCUGCCACCAAGAAGCACGGGCAGGCCCAUAUGCAGGCUCGUCUUGGAAUCACACAGCAUCUCAUUAACGGUGGUAUCGCGCGCCUGGAAGAGGUUAAGGAUGCAAGCGGCCAGCUCGAGAAUGCUUACGUUCGGGUGGACAGGGAAAAGGUGCUGAAGGAGGGUAAGGACGUCGUCGGAAAACUUCUGAUCGACCUUCAAGUCCGUAAAAGUACCGCCGACGGCGCAGGGGCACGACAAUUCUACACUGAGCUGACGAAGCCUUUCCCUGGAUGGGACGGCGAGCUGCGCGACCUCGUUCUGCGCAAAAAACAGCCGAGGAAGAUCUUCGUGCAACCGAAUACAUUCAUCGAGAACGACGAGGUCGUGCUUAAGGAGUACCCACUGACGGCUGCCGGUGCCAUCGAGAGCUUCAUCGAGAGGAAGUUGUAGGUUUGGUAUGCAUUAUCGCGGUAUGCAGUAGUGUUGAAAAGAAGACAAUCGGACGUCUGUCCGAUAAAUGUAUGAUAAAUAUAAUCCUGUGGAUCCACGCAUCGCCUGGCCCCUGUCACCAUGUGAACGUUGCGUGGCGUAAAAGUAUUGCGCGUAUGAGUAUACUGUGGUAAGGGAGUGAGCCCAGGAUGCGAGCCCUUCACCCGUCGAAGGAUAUUUAAACCUCUUGUACGAGGGCUACUAUGACAGUCACAUCGUCGAGUUUCCCGCCAUGGAAGUCGAGACCUUCUUUUUUAGCAGCCUUUGCGAACGGGCUCUCUCUCGUCCAUUUCAUCAUGCACGCUCGAGCGUACUGCACCAUACGAUCCGCCAUGCUCUGAACUUGCUGUUCAUCUGUUCCUCCUCCGCGAGCCACAAGGUUGCAUAUUGACGUGAUCUCGCUGUUGAAGACGUUGUCCGAGAGCCCGUCGGUGUAAACAAUGACAAGAUCACCAUCUCGAAGUUUCAUUUCGUACUCGUCUGCAUCUGAGGGAUAAUCUUUGAUUGCUUCGUGUCUUCGGGUCCUCUCCAUUGGGAGUUCCUUUGUCAGUUGCCAUGGGCAGUUGAAGAAGUGUGUUUGAGAUUCUUGCCUGUGAAUUACAGAGGAUGAACGAAUAACGACAAAGCCACUGUCCCCUAGGUUUGCUGCGCGAAGUACACCGGAAGAUGCGUUUAGGUUUACAAUACAUGCUGUGCUGGAACCAGCUAGUACCGCUUUCUCCUGCAUAACGGCGUCAUACGCCAGUCGCAUACACUGGACGGGCAGGAGUUCCCAUCCAUCGACUGCCUCACGCUCCUCAUACUCCUGUGUUGGGUCAAUCUCCGCUUCGCCUGCCCAUGCCGCUUUGGAAUAUCGAUGUGCAUGGUACAUGAGAGCUUGUGCGAAUAGUGAAGGGUCCACAUUCUGCUCAAUCCAGCCACCCACACCAUCCGCAACGCCAAAGGAAACGCCCUACCGACUUGCUUUUCACUUCUUGAAUAUAGAAGAAGUCUUCUCCUGCACCUCCACUGUAGUUGGCUCCUGACUUCAUGAGCAUGUUAUCCCUCCAUUGUCCGAUAGGACUGUCGCUGGGAAAAGAUUGCGCCCGAAGUCUGCGUGCUCGUCGAUCUGGAGGUUUCGGCAGACAACUGGCUGCUAUAUGAAACCGGUACGGUCGGGGCAUCGUUGAGGAGUUUCUUGUCCAUGAUGGUGCUGGUCUCUUGACAGAAUUGUGGGACGAGAGGAAAGAAGAUAGUUGGAU